UGCUCCUGGACACCUGUUACCAUGUGGUUCCUGAUCCUGUUCCUUGCCCUGUUCCUAGGAGGGAUUGAUGCUGCGCCUCCUGUCCAGUCUCGGAUUAUUGGGGGAUUUAACUGUGAGAAGAAUUCCCAACCCUGGCAUGUGGCUGUGUACCGAUUCGCCAGAUAUCAAUGUGGGGGUGUCCUGUUGGAUGCCAACUGGGUUCUCACGGCUGCCCACUGCUAUAAUGACAGGUACCAGGUUUGGUUGGGCAAAAACAACUUUUUCGAGGAUGAACCCUCUGCCCAGCACCGGCUUAUCAGCAAAGCCAUCCCUCACCCUGGCUUCAACAUGAGCCUCUUGAACAAAGACCACACCCCACAUUCUGAGGAUGACUACAGCAAUGAUCUGAUGCUGCUCCGCCUCAGUGAGACUGCUGAAAUCACAGAUGUUGUGAAGCCCAUAGACCUGCCCACUGAGGAGCCCACUGUAGGGAGCAGAUGCCUUGCCUCAGGCUGGGGCAGCAUUACACCCACCAAGUUCGAAUACCCAGAUGAUCUCCAGUGUGUGUACCUCGAGCUCUUGUCUAAUGAGGUCUGUGCCAAAGCCCACACAGAGAAGGUGACAGACACCAUGCUCAGUGCAGGAGAGAUGGAUGGAGGCAAAGACACUUGUGUGGGUGACUCAGGAGGCCCACUGAUCUGUGAUGGUGUUCUCCAAGGGAUCACAUUGUGGGGCUUUACCCCAUGUGGUACACCCAAAAUCCCAGGCAUAUACACCAAACUUAUUAAAUUCAAUGCCUGGAUAAAAGACAUUAUGGCAAAAAAAACCCUGAGUGUCACAUUGUACCCUAUUUUCAAUAAAACCUACCAUGCAGCAAAUAAGUUCAAGUUCUGA
Molecule: messenger RNA, 873 nt
Organism: Mastomys coucha (southern multimammate mouse)
Lineage: Eukaryota; Metazoa; Chordata; Mammalia; Rodentia; Muridae
Product: renal glandular kallikrein
Exons: 5
Coding region: 22-873 (283 amino acids)
Biological process (GO): regulation of systemic arterial blood pressure; zymogen activation
Molecular function (GO): serine-type endopeptidase activity
Source: RefSeq, a predicted model, not a curated record